GAAGCUUUAGAAGCUCGACAGUGUGAGACCCUUCAAAGUUGAUUUCUCUUACAUAUGUUAAAGCUUAGUGCAUUUAAUCAUCAUUCGAUUAAAAACAUAUAAUUCUGAAAAAUUUGUUAACUUAUCUUAUGGAAUAAUAACAGAAAUUUUGUAAAAAAAAAUCUAAAAAUGUUGUAUGUAAAUAUUUACCCAGACUGAUCUGAGUUCUGAAAAUAUGCAAACAUUUAAAAAUUGGGUCAGAUAUUCUACAUAACUUAUGUCCGAUAAAAGAAUGUUUUUAGUUACAAUAAAUUUCUGUGACAAUAAGUGAAAAUAAUGAAGACUUAAUGUUCAAAUCAGCCAAACAGAUCAUGCAUUUGGUAAAUCAUUGGAUUUGUAAAAAAAGCUAAGAUGACUAGUAGUGUCGCCGAAGUAGCGACCAUUUUCCACCCACGUCGAUCUCGUGCUCCAAGUAUCAUUCACAAUGAUGAUCACACGAAUCAUGGUGUUUACACUAGCCCUGGUCAUGUUGUCGUGGAUACUUCAGGUGGGUGUGAACAAGGCUGCAGUACUCUUGGAGGAUGUGGAGACUCUGCAUCAAGCUGUAGGUCACUUGAAACUGGUGGCAGUUGUGACGGCAGUAGGGCAGGAUUUCGUGACUCCGGAGGGGGUGGAGGCUGUACUGGUGGUCAAGGACAAAAUCAAGCUACCUGUUAUUCUGGAGGUUCUACUGUUAGUUAUCAAACUAGGCGACAUUCUCUAACACGUUGUUAUGCCUCUUGUUGUGCUGAGUCUGCAAAAAAGAUUUACUUUGGCGUAUGCGUUACUGUAUGUGUGACUGCCAGCUGGGUUGGAGCUACUCAUUGUAUUAAAUAUUUAUACUUCCACAAACCAGAUAUUGCGAGCUUAGAGAGCUUUAAUGGUAAUUCUACCACUGGACUUCACCACCAAUCUAUUGUUCUACCUUAUAAUGCUCCAUUUUUUACUACGUGGUUUUGUACUAACUGGGCAAUAUUUUAUUUUCCAAUAUAUUUUAUCUGUCGAGUUGCUAAAAGUAAAUGUAUAAGUCCCUCGGAGGUGAUUGCUGAAAGUUUACGAGGCUUUCGAGAUAAAGGUUUAACUGGUGGUCGUUUUCUAACACGAUGUAGCUUCUUCUGUGGACUUUGGGUGGCAACUAAUUAUAUGUACAUUCAUUCUCUUCGGAUACUACUUGCCACAGAUGUUAUGGCACUAUUUGCAACUAAUGUAUCUUGUGUUUACCUUCUAUCUUGGGUUAUAUUACAUGAACAAUUUGUGGGCGUGAGGAUAGUUGCUGUAAUUCUGUGCGACACUGGUGUUGCAUUGUUGGCAUAUAUGGAUGGAAUUACUGGAAGUCCUACUUUAGGCGGGGUUGUAUUAGCUACUUCAGCUGCUGCAGGUUCAGCAGUAUAUAAGGUUCUUUUUAAAAAAGUCAUAGGAGAAACUACGUUUGGUCAAGUUUCAAUAUUUUUUUCACUCAUUGGUUUAUGUAACGCAGCUCUUUUGUGGCCUGUUUGUUUAGCUCUAUACUUUUCUGGUGUAGAAUACAUUUAUUGGGCUAGAUUACCAUGGGCUGCACUUUUAUCUGCGAGCAUACUUCAUUUAGUGGCAAACAUGUUGGGUAACUUUAGUAUUGCAUUAACUUAUGAUUUAUUUAUUACUCUGGGACUCAUCACAGCUGUGCCAGUAUCAGCUGCUCUUGAUGUCGUUCUCUAUGGUGCUCACUUUGUAGGGAUGAAACUGGCAGGAAUGAUCUUAAUUGCAGUAGGAUUUUUCCUCGUUAUGUUUCCUGAUAACUGGCCUGAUUAUUUUACUCGACUACUUCGUACAAAUCCACAACAACGUGGGGUUGGAAAAGUUGGAAUGAAUAGGAGCCGCAGACAAUCAUUUCAACAACGGCAUUUCCGUCGCAACUAUGGUGUAUCUUCGUCUCAAGGUGAUGGACAAACCCUUCUUCCAAACUCCGCAAACAAUCAGACCACUUUGCCUCAACGGCAUAACGCCGUGUCCUCAUCCUCUGAAACCCCGCAUCGUGUUCCUAUCUCAACCUCAACCACUACCAACAACCAUCGUUCGCACAUCGUCCCACAAACUCAACAAGAUGGAGUCGGAGACACAGGCACGGGAUGCCAGGCGGUGCAUCCCGCGACGUAAUCGACUACCGAACUGGUUAUAUAAAAUCUCAUUUACGUUCACCCUCUGGAAGAGUUCGGUGACUAUUUUUAAACCAACGGAAAAGCUCUAAACAUAUGAUUAUUAUCAAUGAUGUAAAAUCCAAGUAUGAGACGAUUGAAUCAAAGUAAAUUAUAUGUUCAAAUUUGUUGAAAAAAGAAUUCACAAAUUUACAAUGACAUUUGUUAAAAGAUAUUAAAUAAUUUUGAAAUUAAUCGAAAAAUCAAUUGACAAUUAACAACUCUAAUACAUUUAAUUAAAUUGUUCAAUGAUUAUUGUUGAUAUUCAUAUACCUGUUAGAAUCAAAAAAGAAAGUAUUUUUUAGUGGUUCAAUAUCUUUGAAACUUGAAUUAAAUAAUAUGUCAUCUUUUAAUUGUCAAUUAUUCUGUGGAAAGACUUUUGGUGAAAAAUUACUAUAAAGAGCAGAAUCAUUAAGGAAUGUCGUAAAAUUGGCUCAAUAAAUUUAAUUUUUUAUCGAAAUAUUAUUUUCAACAUUAAUUUACUUUUUAUUAAAUACUCAAUAGUAAUUUUCUAUCGAAAGUCUUCUCAUACAUUUUAUUUCUAUAAAAUAAUGAAAAUUGUUCACAUGUACUAAAUGUAAACAUAAAUUAUUCUGCUGUUAUGUCAGUCUUACUAGAGAUCACUAAAAUUUCAUGUAUACACUUCACUUUCAUACUUACAAUGUUUAGAGUAUAUUGUUAUAUACAACAAGAAAUUAAAAUUUAAUUUUGGAAUUAAGAAAAACUGUGA
This is a messenger RNA of Chelonus insularis, 2919 nucleotides long. RefSeq names its product putative thiamine transporter SLC35F3. The transcript has 11 exons. NCBI's taxonomy places the organism in Eukaryota, Metazoa, Arthropoda, Insecta, Hymenoptera, Braconidae. The record is from RefSeq and is a predicted model, not a curated record. Bases 391 to 2151 code for a protein of 586 amino acids.